CCACACGCCGCACGCCGCGCCGCUCGCAUCCUCUCCCUAGAUCCCCGCGGACCGCUCCUCCGUCGUCUCCCCUGUAGCAAAACCCAACCAGCAAAUCCUCCAGAUCCCUCUCUCCCUCCCGGUCUUCCCUCCUCAGAUCUAUGAGCUGCUUCCCUCAAGUCCACGAGCAAGCUCUCAGCGGGUCCCUUGCGACAACCCAGAGAGAGUGGCGAUCCUCUCCCGUGUCCUCGUCGAUCUGCUCACCGCCGCCGCCCUUCGUUGACCAAGGCUGCGGGUGUGGCCAGCAUCUUCGUCGGGGUCCCUCCCUGCGAGCGGCGCGUUGGGGCCGCACGGCUCUGCGCCAACUGUCCCCGGCCUGUCGCACACAAAGCUAUCCUGUGCAGUGUAUUGUUUGUGACCUACUAGCUGAUAAGAGCCUUUGAGCCUGUCAUCCAUCAAGAUAAGUUCCCGAUCUCUUAUAAUAACAGUCAUACCAUGUUUGUAAUAAGAAAUAAUUAAUUGUAGCUAUCUAUCCUUAAACUUUGCUAUACCUAUUCUAUUUUUAGAACUUCGGAUUAGAGGUGUUCUCAACUGCUAUUUUGCUAGACUGAAAGUACUAGUGCUAGGAGGACCAGUUAGAUAUCUAUCUGAAAAUAGAGUUCUUGCUAGAUGGACGCACUGACUAAUGAGGUAUUAUAUACAUGUGCUAAUUCAGUUUGGGUGUUGCAUAUAUUUGAUGCAGCUAUUGCCUUGCCUCACCUCGGUUCAUAUAAAAAUGGAUCUUAUUACUGGCUAGAUCGUGUGUCACUGCAUAUUUGUUUCAACAAUUUGAUGUCAGAUAUUUGUUCAAAUGCCUAACUGAGCCUAUCAAAACUGCAAAUCUAAAUUUAACUUCUCUGCUACGCAUUGUAAUGAUUGUAUAAUACGUAUAUGUUUUGUCAUCAUUACCAGAUGUGGUUUUUAGUGUAGUCAAAGUUAGUUGGCUAUGCUUAUGCUUGUUGCCAUGUUGAUAUACUGAUAAAAUGAAUAUCUUUUAGAAAUUUCUACUGGAAAUUUUAGCACUAUUAUCUCCUGGAAUCUCCUGGAAGUUGUAGUAAUCACUUUUUUAACACAUAGUAAUAGUUGUUCAACCUGUGCAGUACUGCAAAUUUUGUACUCUACUAAUCUGUAGAGAACAUGGAUAGAUAUAGAAAUGUAAGAUCUGAAUAUGCAAGACUUUAGUAUCCUCAUAAUACCGUAUGAAAUUUGCCAUGUACAUGUGCAUCUGAACUUUACAAUAUAUAUGUGCAGGUACAACAUGGUUGUGGAUGUGAAUGAGAUGGGCGUCAAGCAUACAUGUAGAUUUCUGCUAGGUCAAAGAUGAAGAAGCAAUCUGUGUUGGAGGUGCAACUUGAGCAUUUGCUGUGUCAAAAUGGACUGAGCAAAGCGUCAUGGUGUGAUCCUCUCGGGCCCUGCUGGCGACGCCGACUACACCGACCAUUGCAAGCUGGACGAGGUCCGCGCCCGCGAGAUCGUCGUCGACACCGUCAACAUCGAGCGCGAGUUCGCCUUCGAUCCGCUCCUCGUUGCACUCGUCGGCUUGAACGGCGUCCUCACAAGCCAGUACAUCAAGUCUACCAUCACCUACUGCUUGCCCAUGGCGCUCUGGGUGCAGAGGAUGGGGUAUCCGGCAUCUCACCUACAACAUGUUCGACACAAUGCCAUAACAGCGGCGUCACCCUGGCUUUGUGCUCAGCCAUCGGACCACUUGCUAUCCACAAGGGUUAUUCCUCAUGGCACACCAACAAGGGCUACUUAUUUGAGCACAGCCAGGUCAGGUACAUCACCAACGCCAUGCUUCUGAACUCAAUGGGUGUUGUUCUGUCUAGUCUAGCUACAACGAUUCCUGAUGUCCAAAAGGUGUUUGAGGGACUGCUUGCUUCUUAUCCAGUAAAGCUAUAUCCCUUGCCUACUACUUUUGUUGACAAAGGACCACGGAAAUCUAUUCUCAAUGUUGAGCAUGUUGGCAUCUUGCCAAAACCGCCAUGGUCAUUAUUAUGUCUAGAACAUGGCAAUUCCAAGGCAUGGAGUUCAGGCUGGCAUCAAUUCAGUAAGACCUUUAGUUUGCAGCACACAUUGGAAGGAAGACAUGCAAUCAGUCCACAUGGUUCUCUAGAUCAAUUCCACAAAUCCUUUGUUUCACAACAUUGCUUGGAAGAAUUAUUGCUCAAUGGUGUGCACUGUUCCAUGAAGCUGAUGGAAAGCCUUUUGAUUGGGAAAAUCGCUACCUAUGUAUCUGACAGUAUGGCAACAUGCUUAUGGAGGAUCCUACUAGCAUCGAUAUGGCAACACAGAAAUGAGUCAUCCAGUUCAUUGGUCAGCAAUCAAAUCAUGCAUUUUGCCAUCCUGUAUGCAAAACUUAUGAAUGAAGGUGCUAAAGAUUUUCAGUUGGAUGCAUGCUUUUGGAGAGGCCUCACUUGCUACUCAGAUGCUAUUGUCAAGUUUGCUUCGUCUGGAUAUCUGCAAAUUAAUGACUUGGACCAGCGAAAUGAUAUUGAUAAGAACAAGUGGGUGCUGGAUCUUGACCUCUACUGCUUUGUAUUUGCAUAUGGAGUCCUACAGAUGUGGCUCAAAUUCAGCUUGUACUUGGCAUGGUUGACCUAUUCGUCAGAGAAUGUGGCUGUGCAUUCAAAUGAUCAGAUUGCUCGAGCAUUAUUGAACAAAAGAGAGGUGUGGCUGAAGCACAGUAAUUCUGGUAGUCCCAUGUUUCAAUCUACAAGCUCUGAAGUCUUCACCAGUGUGCUCCUAACAAAGCAUCUUGUGCUUCAGUUUGGUGUUUCAGUUUGGUGCUUAUUCAGUCAAGCAACUGAUAUGAAGCUGGACCAGAUCAAUGUGAGCUACAAGAAGCUGUUGAUGAUCUUUAGUUGGGGUGCAACUUAUGGCUGCAAGGAGUUGAUCAUUUGCGUGGCUCUGGAUGGGCAGCAUGAGCUCCUUAUCACCCUGAUUAGUGCAAAGCCACAGUGCAAAUGACAAAGGACUUGAGCAGCAGUAGCUUUGUUCAUUGGCGAUGGGGAUCCCGGCGAUUGCGGCUUGAGGGCAAGCCGCAUUUCAAGCGGUGGGGAAUGUCACGAACAGGACCUCCUCAGGAGUGGCUGCCAGGUGGGCCAGGCUACUAUCAGGAUGUUUGGCUGACAACCAUACUUUGCCACACUUAAGAUUAGACAAGUGCUGCAAAGAAUUUGGCCACCACAAUUUUUUUGUCUAAGAGAAUCUUGCCAUUUUUUUUCUUGACUAUUACAUGUGGAGCCCAAAAAUAUCUUUACUA
This is a messenger RNA of Panicum virgatum (switchgrass), 3283 nucleotides long. RefSeq lists its product as uncharacterized. The coding region runs from base 1339 to 2988 and encodes 549 amino acids. Lineage: Eukaryota; Viridiplantae; Streptophyta; Magnoliopsida; Poales; Poaceae. The record is from RefSeq and is a predicted model, not a curated record. The transcript is spliced from 3 exons.